Catharus ustulatus (Swainson's thrush) is the source of this 1438-nucleotide messenger RNA. Its product is annotated as survival motor neuron protein-like. Gene Ontology annotation, cellular component: cytoplasm; nucleus. The record is from RefSeq and is a predicted model, not a curated record. NCBI's taxonomy places the organism in Eukaryota, Metazoa, Chordata, Aves, Passeriformes, Turdidae. Bases 17 to 841 code for a protein of 274 amino acids. The transcript has 9 exons. Gene Ontology annotation, biological process: mRNA processing. Gene Ontology annotation, molecular function: RNA binding.
CGGCGGGCGCGCGGCCAUGGCGGACGCGAUGGUGUUCCGGCGCGGCACCGGGCAGAGCGACGACUCGGACAUCUGGGACGACACGGCCCUCAUCAAGGCGUACGACAAGGCGGUGGCCUCCUUCAAGAAUGCCUUAAAGAAUGGAGAAUGCUCUGAGCCUUCGGAGAAGCAGGAGCAGCGCCUGGUGAUAAAGAGAAAAAAACAUAAAAAGAACAGAAAUAGAAACAAGAGCAAUACAGCGCCUUUGAAACAGUGGAAGGUUGGUGACAGCUGCAGUGCUGUUUGGUCUGAGGAUGGUAAUUUGUAUCUAGCAACUAUUGCCUCCAUCAACCAGAAGAGAGGUACAUGUGUUGUCACUUACACGGGAUAUGGAAAUCAGGAGGAGCAGAACCUGUCUGAUCUACUUCCUCCAGCCAGCGAUGAAACAGUAAAUGGGAUGGGGCAUUCUGGGGAGAAUGACAAUGAGACUCCAUAUUCAACAGAUGAAAGUGAAAAAUCUUCCCAGUCACCCCGAAACAAAAACAACUGCACAAAAUCAAGAUUUUCCCCGCAAAACUUGAGAUUUCCCACACCACCACCCCCAGCCCCAGGCCUAGGAAAGUCUGGAUCAAAAUUCAAGGUACCUCCAUCAUUUCUAUCUUGCUGGCCCCCUCCCUUCCCAGCAGGACCACCAUUGAUUCCUCCUCCACCACCAAUGAGGCCAGACUCUGCUGAGGACGAUGAAGCACUGGGGAGCAUGUUGAUAGCCUGGUACAUGAGUGGUUACCACACUGGUUAUUACCUGGGUUUAAAACAAAGCCGAAUGGAAGCAGCGCUGGAGAGACAAACACAUGCAAACUAACCGAAUAUCCACCAUUGUUCUGAAGGAUUCCAGGUACAAAUCUUUUCCACUGAGAGGUGUAUAUCACUUACGCAUUGGGGAUUGUGAAGAACUUUAUCAAGACAAUUAGUCGUAACAUUUUCUUAACACUGAGCUGUCCCUAUUAAGAAAUAAAUAACUUCAGUCUAGUAAUUAAAUGUGUGUUGAAAUGAACUAUUUCUUAAAGAUCUCUAGUCAAAUGUAUUUCAAAAGCACUGCAGCAACAAAAUACUUUUUACCUGAGGCGAUUUCAAGUCUUCUUACCAUGAUAGAUUUAACUCUUUUGACUCCAUGUGAUAGAUUUCAUUUAUCUCUCAACACAUCUUGCAUUUCUCAGACUUUCUGUCUGGGUGGCAGCACCAGAAUGGUUGAUUAUGGUAUCCUCUUUUUGGAGAGAGCUAUGGCAGCCAUGUGUGUUACAGUGGCCAUUGGUGGCACUGACACGGAAAACAUUGCAUUGUCACAGUAGGAGGGACAUCUUACAGGUCUGAUUAGAAUCAUAAAAUAUGACAGCUGGUUUCAGGAUGGCUAUUGUCUUGUUUCAAAUGUGUGAAUAAAGUUCUACUUCUUAAACUUUGA